Messenger RNA from Rotaria sordida, 471 nucleotides. Lineage: Eukaryota; Metazoa; Rotifera; Eurotatoria; Philodinida; Philodinidae. The record is from the annotation of a GenBank genome assembly.
AUGACGGAUAGUUCAUCAACCAAAUCACCAACAUCACAUCAUACAUCAUCAUUUGUUCCAACUAAUUCAUCUAAACAUCAUUCAAAUUCAUUUAUGUUUGCUAAUGGUGAUCAAUAUGAUGGUGAAUAUAUACUUACAGACGAAGGUCAAAUCAUGCGUCAUGGUCAUGGUAAACAUACAAGUGCUGAUCAACAACUUAUUUAUGAAGGUACAUGGAAUCGAGAUAAAAUGCAUGGAACAGGACGAUUAACUUAUGGAAAUGGAACAUCAUAUGAUGGAGAAUUUCAAUCGAAUUAUUUUGAAGGUUUAGGUACAUAUACAUGGCCAGAUGGAGCACAAUAUACAGGCAUGUGGCAAGGUUCAAGAGCGAUAGGUAAAGCAGAAUAUACAGGACCAGUUUUGGGUGUACCAUUUGUUGGUACAGCUAAUGGACAAAUAGCACAUAUGCGAUAUAAAGUGUCUUCUUUAUAA